AGACUCUUUUUCAUUUUUGUCCGUUCAUCAUUAUCUUCUAUAUCAUUCUCGCAGCCUCUGUUUUUUUUUAUGUCGGUUAAUCUAUAUCCAUGUAGUUUCAGUUUUUAUGAAGCUGAACUUCAGUUUACUAAGUAUUUUUGUUCAUUUUGAGUAUUGAAGUUGAGCUUGUUUGUUGAGGUGGAGGUAGUUUUUUUGAUUUUUUUCUGCUAAUUUGGGGGUAAAAAGUGUUUAUUCAGCUAGUUUUUGCUGUUUUGUCAUCUGGGUUGUGCUUAGUUUUGUGUAAAAAAACUUGUUUGUGAGUUGUGAUCGUUGAGCAGUGGUUGAUCAAGGUGUUUUUUUCUUCAUUUUACUUGCGUUUUAGCUGGUGUAGAAGGAGUUUCUCUGGGUUUUUUCUGUUAAUUUGGGGAUAAAAAGUGUUUAUUCUGCUGGUUUUGCUGUUUUGUCAUCUGGGUCGUGCUUGGUUUUUGGUGUAAAAAACUUGUUUGUGAGUUGUGAUCGUUGAGCAGUGGUUGAUCAAGGUGUUUUUUUCUUCAUUUUGCUUGAGUUUUAGCUGAUGUAGAAGGAGUUUCUCUGUUUUUUCUGCUGAUUUGGGGAUAAACGUUCUUUUUUCAGCUUUUUUUUUUCACUUUAUCAUCUGGGUUGUGCCUAGUUUCUAGUAAAAAACCCUUGGUUGUGAGUUGCGAUCGUUGAACAGUGGUUAAUCAAGGUGUUGUUUUCUUCGAUUUUCGUGUUUUUUCCUGCUAAUUUGGGGAUAAACGUUCUUCAUUCAGCUGUUUUUUCCGUUUUAUCAUUUGGGUUUCGUAGAUUUAAGCUGUGAUUGUUGAGAAGUGGUUAAUGCAAUGGUGGAUACAAGUGACAAAGUUCAAGAAACUGGUGAGAUGGUUGGGCAAAAUCAAACCCCAGAAAGGGUUUCAUCAGAGACUAACCAAAAAACUUGUGUUGAUUGUGGAACCACAAAAACUCCUCUGUGGAGAGGUGGACCUGCUGGACCUAAGUCAUUGUGUAAUGCAUGUGGAAUAAGGAGCAGGAAGAAGAGAAGAGCUCUUUUGGGAUUGAACAAAGACGACAAGAAAUCAAAGAAAUCUUCGACUAAGAGCGGUGUUAAUCAUCAUCAACAGAACCAGAGUAGCAACAGCAGUAGCAGUACAAGCAGCAGUGGAGAAAGUACGAGUAAUGUAAUAGUGAAGAACGAAUGCAUUCCAUAUAAGAAACGAUUACUGCAUUUUGAUCGAGAAGUUGGUUUGCAAAGACCAAGAUCAAACUCUACACACAGAAGGAAGUUAGGUGAAGAAGAACAAGCAGCAUUCUUGUUGAUGGCUCUUUCAUGUGGUUCUGUUUAUGCUUAGCAGAGGAAGAUAAUGUUGUACUUAUUGUUGUGAUUGUAGUACCUUUUUUUGGGUUGGUAGAGUAAGAGGGAGGAUAGGUGUAAGAGUAGAAUGAUAAGAAAAAGAGCAAAAUCAUUUUGAGAGCUCAUAAGAAUGUAGACUUAAUGAUUGUGUUGCUAGUUUAAACUCAAUUGAAUUUAUUUCAAGUUAAGUUCAUUAACUUCGUGUGAUUUAUAACGUGUCUUGAGUUGUGGAAUCAAUUAUUAAUGUUUGUGAGUCGAA
Messenger RNA from Solanum pennellii, 1607 nucleotides. RefSeq names its product GATA transcription factor 16-like. Gene Ontology annotation, biological process: regulation of DNA-templated transcription. The coding region runs from base 840 to 1346 and encodes 168 amino acids. The record is from RefSeq and is a predicted model, not a curated record. Lineage: Eukaryota; Viridiplantae; Streptophyta; Magnoliopsida; Solanales; Solanaceae. The transcript is spliced from 3 exons. Gene Ontology annotation, molecular function: sequence-specific DNA binding; zinc ion binding.